AGUCGACACCUUCCUCAUACCCCGGUAGCGAAGUUUGAGGCUCCGUGAAACUUACUUAGAUCGAACACUUGCCUGUCUCCAACCCAUAUUCGGACUUUGCUUCUCAGGAAUUCUAUUACAUCGGAAUAACAAGAAAAAUGAGCGUUGCACCAGGAUACGACCAGCAGCCCGGCAUGGUGCAGCCAGGUAUGCCGCAGCAGCAGACAGUCGUGGUUGGCGCCGCCCCACAGACGAUGAUCAUCAUGCAGGACUCGAAGCCUGACCCCGGAAUCUGCAUGGCCGUCUUCACCUGCCUCUGCUGCUUCUGUCCGAUCGGACUCGCCUCUCUCAUCUUCGCCUGCCAGGUGGACUCCAAGUGGGACGCAGGUGACAGGGAAGGCGCCAAAGCUGCGGCCCGGACGGCGGCUACCCUCUGGAAGGUGGCGCUGGGGAUCGGCAUUGCUGGAAUCAUCAUCGCCGUCAUCAUGGUGCCCGUCUACCUGUUCGUCAUCGUUCCCGCUCAGAUUGUCGCGGCGAUUAACGGCUAGCACCCCCUCCCCCUCUCCGCAACAUGGCUCGCUCCAACUCUAACACCUCCGACGUCAUCUCCAAGUAGAUCCUACGGUAGCAUAAUAUACUAUGAAAAGCUGGCAGAGGAGUGAAGCCGGACUAGGAGUGUGUAUACUUCGGUGCCCGUCUGAAUCUCUUUGGCCGACUAUACUCGGCACCGUAGGAUCUGCUUGGCGAUUAUUCGGACGGGUUUACUGUACAUUACAUUGUGAUGACGCUAUGUUCACCUUUAUCCGCGGGGUAACCUAUAUGCGUUGUAUUAAGAAACAGGGGAUUUAGGGAUGCCAAGUCGACGGACGGUGGUUUGAAACAGCAAUGUUUUCAAAAUGAAGCAGUUUUAAACCACGGCCCGUCAACGUGAUAAUAGUGAUAUCCCUGGAUACCAUGGGUUUUUUUUUAAAGUAACGGAAAUAGGUUACCCCUCGGAUAAAGGUGAAUUAGCGAUACGGUCGUGCUGCAACAGCAGGUACCCGUCCAAGCAGAGGUUAGGCGCCGGAUAAUUUUUAAUGCGUUUCAAGCUUUUGUAUUGGGCUUUCUAUUUUAUCAUCAUUUUUGGUCCUACAGUCAAAAACGGAAAUUAUAACAAAAUCGAAACGCCUAAAAGGCGUCAAAAAAAGCCGGAGCCUAACCUCUGCUUGGAGAGUAACUACAAAGGCUGGGAUGUAAAAAGAAAACGCAAUAUAAUAUAGCGUGGUCGAGUGUGUAAUAGUUUUCCUCAGUAGUGCCGUCCAUCCCUUGCAAAUCUAUAAGAUGGAACAAUCCGAAUAGAUAUGUUUCUUGUCAACACUCCUUGGAACUUUUCUUCCACCAUCACUCUUGUAAAGUGAUGCACAUAUUGAGAUUCCAGACAUAUAAUCUCCUACCUCAAAACAAGAUUAUCCUUGGCUUCUAACUCUGAAAUGUACAGUCAGUAACUGAUGUACCCUGUUGACUAGCCAUACACUACUUCGGUCUGUAUUGCAAAGUUGUCACGUCUACUUUGAGAGCUUAAGCUUUAUGACUUAUAGAAAUGUGUUGUGUAUACGCACAGGAAGUCAUUUGGUUUUGUCAAGCAAGUGUUAAAGAAGAUCAAUGACGAUUUUGUUAAAAAUAGGCAUUUUCUGGUUUUGAUACUCAAAAUCAGUCUGCACUGUGCAUCAAACUUGAGUCUAUCGUUUUAUUAUUGAUGUAAAUAUGAAUUUUAAGACGAAAGUCUUUCUCUUACUUCUUUCUAAAUAUUUUGGAUACGGAGUUGUUGCCGAUUUUAUGUGAGUGUCAAAAAUUAGGGUCACUAUAGCAACCACGCCUUCUAUGUACCAAUAUUUGUCACAUAUAUUUGUAUGUACAGGACUCCAGGUGUUGAUUCUUUUCUACCCAAUUUUGUCAUCAAUAAAGGUGUUUGUAAAAUCAAAGCAAA
Messenger RNA from Branchiostoma floridae (Florida lancelet), 1945 nucleotides. Its product is annotated as transmembrane protein 91-like. The coding region runs from base 138 to 527 and encodes 129 amino acids. The transcript is spliced from 4 exons. The record is from RefSeq and is a predicted model, not a curated record. NCBI's taxonomy places the organism in Eukaryota, Metazoa, Chordata, Leptocardii, Amphioxiformes, Branchiostomatidae. Gene Ontology annotation, cellular component: membrane.